UGAUUUCGAGCCUGCCUUUGCCCUCCUUCAUUGUUGUCUAUAAAAUACCUAGGACCUGCCUCGCUCUUUCCCUUCUUUGCUGCCCAAACCUCAACCAAGUCAAUCUCUGUCACCCAAAUCUCCAGCACCUCCGACCUUCUUCGACCAAUAAACCCAUCAAACAAACCCAUAGACCAAGUUGACAGACCUGAACCGCACCAUGCGCUCCCCCGUCCACCUCCUCCUCGGCAUCGUCUCUGCCCUCGCCCUCCUCGCCUCAGCCUCCCCCAUCAACACUUCACUCAACCCCAGCUCCCUCGCCCGUCGCGCCCUUGACUACCAGCAUCCGGUUUACACAGCCGGCGGCCGCUUCGAGUACUGCAGCGAGGUAGCCGUCACUCCAACCCCAGACACCUCGUCCGCCGCCCCCCUCGCCGCCGAUUGCAACCUCAUCGCCGACGACGUCGGUGCGCGCCAAGGAGCCUACACGUUUGCGGCCGCCGACUUCAAGCACGACGGCUGGGCCUGGGUCGCCGUCAAGGGUACCUGCACGUUUGCCGUCCGCUUCGACACGGCGGCGGCGCGGACAAAGCUGCUCGUCGGCACCAAUGACGUGAGGUUCUACAUCAGUUCGUCGUCGCGGCUGGCGAAGAACAGCAGGCUUGGUGUCAGGGCGGGUGUUACCUGCUUCAACGGCGACGGACAGAAGGGUAUCACCUGGGGCUUGAUCAGGACGCCUAAAACCGUUUAGGGGUUGUGUGCGAGGGGACUGACC
Molecule: messenger RNA, 754 nt
Organism: Verticillium alfalfae VaMs.102
Lineage: Eukaryota; Fungi; Ascomycota; Sordariomycetes; Glomerellales; Plectosphaerellaceae
Exons: 2
Coding region: 200-730 (176 amino acids)
Source: RefSeq, a predicted model, not a curated record